AUGUCUAUUAAUAUGUUCGAUGAGACAAAAUACGAUAAUAUUAUAAUUAAUCAUCGUCAAGCAAGUGAUAUUCUCUGGUCAUUAAAGACAUAUCAUAAUCCAUUGUACGAUGAUAAACAACAGUCUCCAUGUUCAUUAAAUCUAUUAAAACGUCAGCAACAAUCAUCACCAUCAACUGUUAUGUCAGAAACUCAUUAUUUAUCAUUACCACGUAAAUCUGAACAAAUUAAACAAGAUGUACUAAAUAGUUUAAGUUUGAAAUAUACCAUUGAUAAUUUAGCAUCAACAAAUGAAGAAAAAGUUUUACUUCAUAAUGAGGCUAAACAUAUACUCAAUGAAAUGUCGCAUCAAUUGAACAUGAAAUCUGUACGUGUAUUAGCUUACCUGUUUAGUAAAAUAUUAAACUGUCUAUAUGAGAAUAUUUAUAUCAAUAAAGAGAAUCUCGAACGUGUGAGACAAUUAUAUGUUUAUCCACAUUUACAUCAACGAUCAGUUAUUACCACAUCUUCUCCAUCAACCACAACUUUUUCUUCAACACUUUUAUCUAUACUAUCUUCUACUGUUUCAUCAAUAUCUCCGAAAACUGUUGAGCCCACUAUGCCUAUUGUCACGAUUCCCAUUAAUUUUUUAACACCAUCACGUAUUCUAUUUUUACCUACUCAUCGUAGUUAUAUGGAUUUUAUUAUUAUGACUUAUCUAGCUUAUGAAUAUAAUUUACCAUUGCCGUGUAUAGCAGCUGCACAAGAUUUUCUAGGUUUAGGACGAAUAUUUUCAAAUUUAUUACGUCAUUGUGGUGCAUUUUUUAUUCGUCGUACAUUUCGAUCAGAUAAAUUAUAUUGGACAAUAUUUGAUGAAUAUGUUAAAACACAUUUAAUCAAUGGUGAUUAUCCAUUAGAAUUUUUUCUUGAAGGUGCACGUUCUCGAACAUUAAAAACUCUUUUACCUGUAAGACAAGGUAUGUUUAAAUCAUGUCUGGAAUGUUAUUUUCAACGAUAUAUUGAUAAUUUAUAUUUGAUACCAAUAACAAUUACUUAUGAAAAAGUUUUAGAAGAUAAUUUACAUUCAUACGAAUUGUUAGGUGUACCAAAACCAAAAGAAUCGAGUACCGGUCUAUUGAAAGCUACACAAAUAUUGAAAAAAAAUUUUGGCACAAUGUUUGUACAUUUCAAUGAACCAAUACAAGUAAGAGAUGAAUAUGAACAGUUUCGAAAACAACAACAGUCGAUAUCGGAUGAGAAUGGAACAAUGAAAAUAGCACAAAAUGUUGAAGACGAAUUACUUACAAAACGAAUUCUACGUUCGAUUCAACCACGAUUUUAUUCGCCAGAUACAGUAGAUCCAUUUGAACAAAAAUUUAUUGAUACAUUAUCAUAUCGUGUUGUUUAUGAACAACAAAAAUCCGUAACAAUUUAUCCUAUUGCAUUGUUAUCCUAUUCUCUAUUGUCAUGGACCAUGAGCAAACCUACUCUUAUCAAUUAUGAGCAGUUCUUAAAUGAGAAAAGUAUUUUAAUUGAUCACGUAUUAAAACCGUUUUCUCAUCAUCAUCAAAUUUAUUGGUCAAAUGAUGAGAAACAAAAAUUUCAAGAACAUUUGAUCAGAUUAUAUCCUGAAAUGUUUGAAAAGACUAAUAGAACAAAUGAAAAUUUAUUGUUAAAAUUGACAAAUGAUCGAUUAAUGAAUGCUGCACUAUUAAUGAAAUUGAUCAUGUAUCGAAACACAUUUUUACACUUAUUGGCGAAACCUUUAUACGUAUUAUUACCGUUUUAUAAACAAUUUUCAUCUAAUCCUAACCAUCAUAAUUUUGAUAAUUCUUCCACGUAUUCCAUUGAACAUUUGAAAUGUUACUAUCAAUUUUUCAUUAAUUUAUUUUCCUAUGAAUUUGUUUAUGAUUGUUUACCAUCUUCGUCAAUGUUUGUUACAGUUGAACGUGAUUUUCAUACAUAUUUAAAUUAUUGGUUGAAAUUAAAUUUUUUAAUUGAAACAAAGGACUCAGUAUCGACAACUUAUCGGCUAAAUUCAGUCUACAAUGAACAGGUUUUCUAUAUGACCAGUGCAUUUGUUCAAUAUUCUAAAGCUUAUUUAUCUAUCUAUAAUCAUGUCGUUAUUAAUCCAAUGCAAAAUGGAAAAACAAUGACAGAUACGGCUAAACAAUAUCAAAAAGAAUUUUUAAACGUAAUGAAUAUUAAUGAUAUUGUCAGUGUUUUGUGUUCGUCGUCAAAUUUAAUUCAAAAUGCAUUGAGAACUAUUUUAAAUACAGAAAAAAAGCAAGAAAAUCUCGAUAAGUAUCGUCAAAUCUUGACGUUACUUUUUGAUACAAAAUCUCAAUCAAACAUAAUUCUUGCAAAACUAUAA
This is a messenger RNA of Didymodactylos carnosus, 2352 nucleotides long. The record is from the annotation of a GenBank genome assembly. Lineage: Eukaryota; Metazoa; Rotifera; Eurotatoria; Philodinida; Philodinidae.